AUGGCGACGAUUGGAACUCUCCAGCGCAUCAGUGCUGCCAAACUCUCCGCGCUACUCUUGGCAGAACAGGCUGCAGGCACUUCGUCUGUGGCCGUCGUGGACGUUCGCGAGGAUGACUACCUCGGCGGUCAUAUAAAAGGCUGUAUAAACAUGCCCUCCAGAAGUCUCGAUGCCACAAUGCCCACCCUCAUGCGCCGCCUCGAAGGCAAGAAGACGGUCGUAUUCCACUGCGCUCUGUCGCAGCAACGCGGACCCAGUGCUGCCCUUCGAUAUCUCCGAGAGCGUGAUCAGAAUCUCGCCUCUAAUACUACUGCUACUGACUCGGCGGGAGACUCGGCAUCUGCGGAGCCCCAGACAGUAUACGUUCUCGAUCGCGGAUUCGUCGGCUGGCAGGAAAAGUACGGCGAGGACGAACGAUUGACCGAGGGAUAUAGCAAGGAACUCUGGAAAGAUGGUUACUGGAUGUAA
This is a messenger RNA of Colletotrichum costaricense, 468 nucleotides long. RefSeq lists its product as uncharacterized. The transcript has 2 exons. Lineage: Eukaryota; Fungi; Ascomycota; Sordariomycetes; Glomerellales; Glomerellaceae. Bases 1 to 468 code for a protein of 155 amino acids. The record is from RefSeq and is a predicted model, not a curated record. Gene Ontology annotation, molecular function: protein tyrosine phosphatase activity. Gene Ontology annotation, cellular component: nucleus; cytoplasm.